Messenger RNA from Lolium perenne, 926 nucleotides. Its product is annotated as vacuolar iron transporter homolog 3-like. NCBI's taxonomy places the organism in Eukaryota, Viridiplantae, Streptophyta, Magnoliopsida, Poales, Poaceae. Gene Ontology annotation, molecular function: manganese ion transmembrane transporter activity. Gene Ontology annotation, biological process: intracellular manganese ion homeostasis. The record is from RefSeq and is a predicted model, not a curated record.
AAAAUCGGGGACACACUAGAGUCUGGAAAGUGUGUGCUUCACACACUUUGGCCCCCACUGUUGCGGCUCCAGGCUAGCUUGCUCUUGCUUCUCGCCUUCUCCCACGUCCGAGCAUGGCAGUGCAGAUGAACUCCUCGGUCUAUGCAACGACCACGGCGACUUCUCCUCCUCCGGUGGCGCAAGGAAAGAAGGACGAGGGUCGAGAGGCGCUAGCCGUCGUCAAGAUCGAAGUUGAGGAGCAGGACGACGCGGCAGCGGGCGUGGACUACGCCGACAGGGCGCAGUGGCUCCGCGCGGCGGUGCUGGGCGUUAACGACGGGCUUGUGUCCGUGGCGUCCCUGAUGAUCGGGGUGGGCGCCGUGAACCAGUCCGCCAGGGCCAUGCUCGUCUCCGGGCUCGCCGGCCUCGUCGCCGGCGCGUGCAGCAUGGCCAUCGGCGAGUUCGUGUCCGUGCACGCUCAGUACGACAUCGAGGUGGCCGCACGGCGGCUGAGACGCAAACGCGGCCUCGAGGAGGAGCCUGGGAAGCUGCCGAUCCCGGCGAAGGCGGCGGCCGCGUCGGCGCUGGCGUUCGCGGCCGGCGCGGCGCUCCCGCUGCUGGCCGGCGGGUUGGUGCGUCCGUGGGCUGUUCGGGUCGCUGCCGUGUGCGCGGUGACCACGGCCGGGCUGGCCGGGUUCGGGGCCGUCGGAGGGGCGCUCGGGGGCACCAGCCCGGCCAGGUCUGGCGUCCGGGUGCUGCUCGGCGGGUGGGCCGCCAUGGCCGUGUGCUACAGCGUGCUAUGGCUGUCCAGGCUCGCCAUGGGGGUACAAGUAUCAGGUGCCACUUGCUAAUACGGUGUCUUGGGCGGUAAUGUAUGUGUGUUGAACUGUGCAUGUGAAAUGUAACGUAAGGGUGCUCGUACGAAUACAUGAGUCUGCUCUAAUUUA